Messenger RNA from Cotesia glomerata, 1970 nucleotides. Its product is annotated as GMP reductase 1-like. Lineage: Eukaryota; Metazoa; Arthropoda; Insecta; Hymenoptera; Braconidae. The record is from RefSeq and is a predicted model, not a curated record. The coding region runs from base 501 to 1553 and encodes 350 amino acids. Gene Ontology annotation, biological process: nucleotide metabolic process. Gene Ontology annotation, molecular function: GMP reductase activity. The transcript is spliced from 6 exons. Gene Ontology annotation, cellular component: GMP reductase complex.
UUCUAGCGAUCUUACCAACAACAAGUACAAAUAUCUAACAGUAUUUCUUAUUUAAUUAUAUGUAUAUUCCUGCUCUCAUAUCACCACAAUCUGCUCGACCGACUUUCCAAACUCGUAUCUCAUGUAGUAAGUUAGUAAGUAAGUAAGUACAUAUAACAACUGGCAAUCACACAUAUAAUAAUCAUCACACACGAUAAGAACAUAAGUAUAUACGUAUACGAGGUUCGUAAACAGCGGAGUGCGGAGCAACGGAGCAACGGAGCAGAGGAGAGAGCCAGAGCUAAGGAAGAGGUAGAGAGUCGGAGGUCGGAGUGAACCGAGAACCGAGAAGUCUUGGUGAGUUUUCGUUGGUCUCAAGGCAACCUAGACCUUGUACAUUCUUGACGGUACUUGAGCUGACGGUCUUGACAGCAAUAACCGACUCUUGUCUUGUCAACUUAGUCCGCUAAGAGCAUUCACAGUUGCCGUAUCACAUUCGCAUUCAUCUUAAUAAUAACACAAUGCCGAAUAUCAUCAAUGACAUCAAGUUAGACUUCAAAGAUGUGUUGUUAAGACCCAAGAGGAGCACUUUGAAGAGUAGAUCAGAGGUGGACCUCUUUCGUGAAAUGACGUUUCGUAAUUCGAAACGUACAUACAAGGGUAUACCUGUGAUGGCCUCGAAUAUGGAUACUGUUGGUACAUUUGAAAUGGCUAAAGCUUUGGCUAAGCAUGGAAUUUUCACAGCAAUGCACAAAUAUUAUACUGCUGAAGAAUGGAAAGAAUUUGCAUCAAAAAAUCAAGAUUGUUUAAAGCAUAUGGCUGUGAGCUCAGGUACCAGCGAUAAUGACUUUGAUCGAUUAAAAAACGUUAUUGGAGCUGUACCUGAUAUUGAAUUUAUCUGCUUGGACGUGGCUAAUGGAUACUCCCAACACUUUGUCGAGUAUGUAAGAAAAGUCCGGGCUGAAUUUCCGAGUCAUACGAUUAUCGCAGGAAAUGUCGUAACUGGAGAAAUGGUUGAAGAAUUAAUACUCUCCGGCGCCGACGUAAUUAAAGUUGGAAUUGGUCCUGGCUCUGUCUGCACCACUAGGAUGAAAACGGGAGUUGGAUAUCCACAAUUGUCUGCUGUUAUUGAAUGUGCUGAUGCUGCUCAUGGGCUUAAGGGCCAUAUUAUUUCCGACGGUGGUUGUACAUGUCCAGGUGACUUGGCUAAAGCAUUUGGAGCUGGUGCUGAUUUUGUUAUGGCUGGCGGUAUGUUUGCGGGUCAUGAUGAAUGCGGUGGUAGUGUUACGGAACGAAAUGGUAGAAAAGUUAAACUUUUUUAUGGGAUGUCUUCCAAUACUGCUAUGGAUAAACAUUCCGGUGGUAUAGCUGAGUACAGAUCAUCGGAAGGCAAGACUGUCGAGGUGCCUUAUCGAGGAGCUGUAGAGACAACCGUACUGGACAUCCUCGGUGGACUGAGAUCAGCAUGUACAUAUGUCGGUGCUUCUAAAAUACGUGAAUUGUCUCGGCGUGCGACAUUUAUACGAUGCACGCAACAACUUAAUAAUAUGUACGGUCCACCUCCAGAAUUUUAAUAACUGUUUAUAUUAUUAUUAUUAUUAUUAUUAAAUUAAUAAUGAUAAUAAUGUACUUAAGUUAUUACGCGUUCGCUAGGUAAAAACCGCUGGUUAUUUAAACAAUUAUUCAAUAGCUUAAGGAAUUGUUCGAAUUGCCUUUUUUAAAAUCUAUUGUAAACUUUAUAAUUGUGCAACGAAGCUUUGUUUAUUAAUCGGUUUUUUAUUGACCAUUCACGUUUAUUGAUGUUUAAUAAUUGCUGAGGUUCUGAAUGUCGCGGCUCUAUUAUUCUAGCCGCAAUGCGACAGUAUUAAAUACACAACUGUUAUCAAUUACAUCAAUUUUUAUUAUACUAUCAAAAAUUAUGAUAGUUAUAAUAUUAAUAAUUAUUUAAUUUCUUCUCGUAUCAUUAAUUUGAACAAAUGAGUUUGUAAUAA